This is a messenger RNA of Adineta ricciae, 2142 nucleotides long. The record is from the annotation of a GenBank genome assembly. Lineage: Eukaryota; Metazoa; Rotifera; Eurotatoria; Adinetida; Adinetidae.
AUGGAUAUAUCUGAAAUACGUAUACUUCUCUUAGAUGUUGUUCCUUCAUCUUCAACUCAUUCAAAUGAUUCAAUUCGUCCGACAACAGACGACAUAUCGAUCCCACCUGAAGUAACAAGAGCACGUGUUCCAACAGUUAUUAUGGAUUAUUGUGGUCGUCAGCCAAUGACACCUGAUGAAAUCGAUGAUUUGUUGUUACCCAUGGAAUGUCCAUCACCAAAUCCACUUCUUCAACAAUCACGUUCACUUUAUUCAUGUAUUCGUCAAGCACAUGUUAUUUGUCUUGUUUAUGCUUUCGAUAGUCGAGAAUCUCGGGAUCGAUUAUUGACUGUUUGGCUUCCAUUGAUUGAUCGUAGUGCAACGACAAUUCCAAUAAUUCUUGUUGCGAAUAAAUGUGAUUUAAUCGACGAAAAUCCUCAUGAUAUCAACGAGGAAAAUCGAGAAUUUUUUCGUCUAAGUAUGUCAAAAUACUCGCGUAUUGAAGCGUGUAUUGAAACAUCAACAAGAACGAUGAAAAACAUCUCGGAAUUGUUCUAUUCUGCGCAAAAAUGUGUUCUCUAUCCCAUCAACUAUCUCCAAGAACAAAAUAAAUUAACAAAACGUUUUAAACAAUGUCUAAAACGAAUAUUCACAAUUGCUGACCAAGAUAAUGAUCAAUUAUUAAACGAUCAAGAAUUAACUAUGUUACAAGAUUAUUGUUUUGGCAAAAUUCAAACGAAUGAUGAAAAACAAACGAUCGAACAGUUAAAGAAGGAAAUUAAACGACGAACUAUUCAUGGAAUUAAGAUUAUUAGUGAACAUCGAGGUGUAAUGACAAGUGCCUUGACCUAUCAAGGUUUUGAAUGUUUAUUUGAAUUGUAUUUAAACAAAGGAAAAUAUGAAACAAUCUAUACAACAUUGGAAAGAUUUAAUUAUAAUCGAAAAUUGGAAUUGUGUGUGCCAAAUGCUCCUGAAGACUUAGCCGGUGAAUUAUCUCCAUCAGCAAUCGAUUAUUUAACACAUCUGUUCCAUCGAUUUGACAAUGAUAAAGAUUCGUGUUUGACUUUAAAAGAAUUAAAUCAAUUAUUCGAAUCUCUGAUCGAUAUUAUACCUCCAAUGUCAUCUUCUUUAUCAAACAUCAAACAUUGUAUUUAUCUUCGUUUAUCUCAAUCAUCUACGAAAUCUCCAUUAAUCACUCUAUCGGGUUUUCUUGCUCAAUGGUUUUUCCUCGUUCAAACUCAACCAUCAUUAACAUUUUCAUAUUUAUUUCAAUUAGGUUACUCAUACGCGAUAUCAAACAUUGAUGAUACACGUUUACCAACUCGUAUGACAUACAUUUGUCAUGUCUACGGUAUGCCCGAAUCUGGUAAAAGUUCAUUUCUCAAACGCUUUGUUUCACCAACAAUCUAUCGAAUUCAUCACACUGAAGAUCUAGCGGAGAAAUUAAAUAAUAAAGCCAAAGCUUUUCUUUCAUCAGAUUAUCGUUCAACAUCUUCAUAUAAACCUGUCAAAAGCUAUGCAAUUGAUUUUGUUCGUGUAUUAAACGAAACAAAAUGCUUAAUUCUCGAAGAACGUCAUUCGAAUGAGAUAGACGAAAAAGUUCUUUUUAAAACAGCCAAUGUCAAUUGUUUUCUUAUUGAUCGUACUCAUCCACGUGCAUUCUCAAAUGUAGCGACCAGUUUUCUUCAACAACAUGAUUAUCCUCGUUUACCCUCAUUAUUUAUCUUAACCAAAGCUGAUCAACCAUCUGUUAAACAAGAUUAUCCUUUACCCAUCGAAUUCUUUUGUCGUCAACAUAAAAUUCCUUUACCAAUCGAUUAUUCAGCGAUCACAGCUGUAUCAAUUUACACGAAUCCUAAAGAUAAUAAUCAACAAUUAACAACUAAUACUGAACAUAUGUCACAAUCUUGGUUUACAAGUUUACUAUUUCGUUCGCAAAACAAUUCUACACGAAGUUUAGAACCGUAUUCACCUCGAGGCGAACAAUCGCGUCAUCAAGAUGAUAUUUAUGUUCGACUUGGAUAUCUGUGUGUUUAUCCAAAAUUGAAUUACUUUGCCAAUUCGAGCAAUGACUUUUAUAAUACAGAUGCUCUAUUAAAAUAUUCAUUAUACGCAAGUGUUGUUACUUUAGGACUUGUUACUGUAGCACGAAUGUUUCGAUAG